Molecule: messenger RNA, 2349 nt
Organism: Bombus pyrosoma
Lineage: Eukaryota; Metazoa; Arthropoda; Insecta; Hymenoptera; Apidae
Gene: lili
Product: protein Lilipod
Exons: 9
Coding region: 270-1844 (524 amino acids)
Biological process (GO): signal transduction
Molecular function (GO): transmembrane signaling receptor activity
Source: RefSeq, a predicted model, not a curated record
UUUAGUAGGCUGCCAGCCAUAGACGGGGAUUGGUGUUGUGCUUUGUAGUACCAGAUAGGAAAUGUGAUCCACUGGCAACGAUAGCUUUCUGCCUUUAAUUCGUGAAAGAGCAGAAGCUUUUGCCAUAAGACAGGAGUACGUUCUAUGUCAGUCGUGAAAAUCUGGGCAUGGUAUGUUACACGAGAAAAUUAUCGAUAUAAGAAAAUGUCGCUGCUGCUGCUGACAACAGUACGUUCAACCAAAAGAAAUUCACUGACAAAUAGGUGAAAAUGGAAGAUGAAGCGGAUAUCAGAGAACAGCUAUUUCAUAAUACAGUACGGGAGAAUAUUAUAUUCUUCCUUCUGUUCUUAGUCCUCUACGUCUCAAGCUACGCGUUAAUCGCGAAAUUUCGACGAAGAGACCGCGAAGAUUAUUUUUCCGUGGAUGAAGAUGAAGCGACGGUCUACAAGAUCAGUCUUUGGUUAUGUACCGUUGCUCUGGCGGUUUCCGUUGGAGCAACCUUGCUGCUUCCGGUUUCAAUUGCAAGCAACGAAGUGCUGAUUUUAUACCCGAACAGCUAUUAUGUCAAGUGGCUCAAUAGUUCACUUAUUCAAGGUCUAUGGAAUCUUGUGUUUCUCUUUUCAAAUUUAUCUCUCUUCGUAUUUUUACCGUUCGCAUACUUGUUCACGGAGUCAGAAGGAUUUGUUGGCUACAAAAAGGGCGUAAUGGCUAGAGUUUAUGAGACUGUGACAGUCCUUUGCUUAUUAGGAACACUUGUGUUAGGAAUGACAUAUGUUCUAUCAGCACUCAUAGAUCAUCAAAAAUCAAGUCUUCAUACGUUGCUCAAUUUAUCGAGUUACUAUUUACCUUUUCUUUAUUCUUGCGUCUCUUUUGUUGGAGUUGUUAUGUUAUUGCUAUGUACACCAAUGGGAUUUGUACGAUUAUUCGGAGUAGUUGGUUCGUUUCUCGUAAAACCGCAGUUCCUAAAGAAUUUAGAUGAAGAAUUCUUCGCGUACAGGCUAGAAGAAGAUUGUAUUCGUAGAAGACUGCAACACGCGAAAGCAACCGGGAAAUCAUACGUUUCGCCAGUGCCUAUGUCAAUACCAACUUGUGGUUUAGUGCUCGAAGAUGACGAGUUUCUUAAUGUAAAUCCGAGCUUGAUGUGCUUAAGGAACGGUGCUCUCCAGCGAGGAUUGGCUCAGCGUUUGGAAGAUAUUCAGAAACGUAGAAGUAUUCUGGAUCAGCAAAGGCGAACCUGGUGGGUUCGAAGGACUUUGUUAUACCCUUUGGCAAUGCUGGCGUUACUUAUACUUUCCACUGCUACAGCUUUACUGGCAGUUCAAAAUACCUUAGAACUGCUUAUUGGUAUUAAAGCACUGCCUUUGAGUACAAGGCAAUUCACUCUGGGGAUCAGCUCGUUGUCGAAACUAGGUCCCAUUGGAGCAACAAUUGAAGUAGCAGUAAUUUUGUAUCUAGCUGCUACGAGCGCAAUAGGUUUAUAUACACUUCCUGGUGUAAAGAGCUUUCGACCACGACUUCAUUCCAUGCCACUUACUCACCUUAUCGCAAAUUGCGGUCUUCUUCUUGUACUGAGUUCAGCGUUGCCACUGUUAUCUCGAAUAUUAGGUAUGACAAACUUUGAUCUGCUCGGCGAUUUCGGUCGUAUCGAAUGGCUUGGUAACUUUGAACUAGUACUGUUUUAUAAUUUAAUCUUCGCUACGGCGGCGAUUGGUUGUCUAGUGACAAAGUUUACGGCGACCGUUCGCAAAGAGAUUUAUGCCAGAUUAAGGAGUAGCUUGAUAGGAAUCUUUAAGAGUGAAGGUAAGAAAAGUUCUUUAGGGAUGUUUUCUACAAAAGAAGAUUAGACUGACUUACGUUGUAAGCAGAAAAAAAGUAAAUAUUCUACGUUAAAAAAAAAGCAAGCGAAAUGGAACUUAACGAUGAAUAAUUAUAUUCACAUAAUGUUAAUCAUAUAAAUGUGUAAAGUGAUUGGACCGUGUGUAUGUGUGCAUAAGUAUAUUUAGAAUUGCGUAAUCGUGGAACACUGUCUUGAUUUUGAUGGCACGUGAUGCUCUGUAGGAUAUGUUUAGAAAAUUUAAUUGGAUGAUAUUAGAGCAGCGGGCCAGUUACACACGUCGAGUAUGUUCGUCACAUGUAUGUGUAUGUGUAUGUGUAUGUGUACGUAUAGUUACUUUAAUUAUUUAUAUGAUCACUAUUUUAAUAAUUAUUUACCAAAAGUACAUAUACAUACCAAUCUUAUACAUAAGUGAGUUUACCUAGAAUGUAAACUCAAUGUAAAGACAACGCAGUAUUGUGAUAAAGACACGCAUGUGCGGGUGUCCGACGAAUAAAAAAAUUCUCAAUAUAGAA